Aspergillus clavatus NRRL 1 is the source of this 819-nucleotide messenger RNA. RefSeq lists its product as uncharacterized. Bases 1 to 819 code for a protein of 272 amino acids. The record is from RefSeq and is a predicted model, not a curated record. The transcript has 3 exons. NCBI's taxonomy places the organism in Eukaryota, Fungi, Ascomycota, Eurotiomycetes, Eurotiales, Aspergillaceae.
AUGUACCUCGAUAUCCAGAAAGGAUUGAUCUUGGAGGAUUUGAGUGAGGAUGAGGUAAAAGGCAGGUGGAAGAGCUUCAUUCGCAAAUGGAACCGUGGAGAACUCGCCGAAGGGUGGUAUGACCCAAGCACGUUUGAAAAAGCCCGUCAUAGUGCCCUAGAACAGCCACCAGCUACCACCUCUGGACGUCGUCAUUCGCCAGAUUAUAGACACGAUGACCGAGAGAAAGAGGCUGAACCCAGAGAAGAUGAACCGCAGAAUGCCUCUGAAGAUGAAGAAGACUAUGGCCCCGGUUUACCGCGUUAUACGAUGGCAAAGAACGGUCCAUCGGCUGGACCGACAAUUCCGACGAUACAGGAUUUGGAGCUGCGGCAAGAAUCUACUAUGGAAGAUGCGAUCGCGGCCCGCGAAGAUGCCAGAAAGCAGCACUACGCAGAGAUUCGCUCCCACAGGUCUGAACUGCGGCAAGUAGAAGAUGAGGUUGCUCCUCGCGCAGAGCCAGGAACACAUGAGAGGCGCAUGGAGAAGCGCCAAGAGGCAGCAGCAGAAAAUCGAGCCUUUGCCGAAUCGCGACGAGGUGGUUCGCCUAUUGAAGGUGCUCCGGACGACGAACUGAUGGGCUCCGCCGAGAACGACCUAGACGCGAUCAAGAAGGCCCAGGCCAGAGAACAACGAAAGAAAAAUGAGCGCGAAAUCAGAAGGGAAGAAAUACUGCGGGCCCGAGCAGCGGAGCGGGAGGAACGAUUACAACAAUACAGAAAGAAGGAAGAGGAAACCAUUGGAUGGCUCAAAACACUGGCCAAACAACGAUUUGGCUGA